Messenger RNA from Myotis myotis, 1798 nucleotides. RefSeq names its product transmembrane protein 271 (gene TMEM271). The coding region runs from base 73 to 1164 and encodes 363 amino acids. The transcript has a single exon. The record is from RefSeq and is a predicted model, not a curated record. NCBI's taxonomy places the organism in Eukaryota, Metazoa, Chordata, Mammalia, Chiroptera, Vespertilionidae.
GAGGCGCAGGCGGCGGGGGCGGCGGCGGGCGGCGGCGGGCGCGCGGGGUGCGGGCCGGCUCGGGCGCGGAGGAUGAAGUGGAGCGUCCGCGGGGCCUGCGCCGCGCUCUCCGCCUGCCUCCUGCUCGCCUGCGCGCUCAGCGCCGCCGCCGUCGGCCUCAAGUGCUUCUCGCUGGGCUCGGAGCUCCGCGGGGAGCCGUUCCGCCUCGGGGCGGCCGCCGGCGCCUUCUACUCGGGGCUGCUGCUGGCCGCCGGCCUCUCGCUGCUCGGCGCCGCCCUGCUCUGCUGCGGGCCGCGGGCCGCGCCUCUCGCGGGGCCGGGCCCGCGACUCGGGGUCCCCGCCGCCCCGGCCGGCGCUCCGGAGACCGCGCCGGGCGCGCCGGGGGCCGCGGCCGAGCCCGCGGGGCCGGGGACCAGCCAGAACCUGCUCCUGCUCGGCGCCCUCGUCUUCAUGCUCGGGGUCCUGAGCGCCUUCGCGGGCGCCGUGAUCGACGGCGACGCCGUGUCCCUCGUGGAGCGCAAGUACUCCCACUACUGCCUGCCCCCGCGCGCGCCCGCCUCGGCCCCGGCCCCCGGCCCCGCGGCCCCCGCCCCCGGCCCGGCCCCCGGCGCGCCGCGCGCCCGCGCCACGCCCGCCAAGUGCCGGCAGCUGAAGGACUACCAGCGCGGCCUGGUGCUCUCCACCGUCUUCAACGCGCUCGAGUGCCUGCUGGGCCUGCUCAGCCUGCUGCUGGCCAAGACCUACCGCGCGGCGCGGGCCCGGCGCGGGCGUCGCGGACGGCGGGGAGGCCGGGCCCCGGCGCGGCCCCGCGGCGGCUCGGGGCUCCGUGCGCAGCCGCCCGCUUCCUGGGUGCGGCGAGGCCGGCGGGGUCGGCGGCUGCAGCAUCGCCCGAGCCAGGCUUCCAUCCUGGCCCCGGAGGAGUCGGACUUGGCCGCCCCCGGGGACUGCGCGGGCUUCGCGGCGCACCACGCCGUCUCCUACAUCGACGUGGGCGUCGUCCGCGCGGCGGACGAGGCGGGGGUGGAGGUGUGCUGCGGAGGGCACCCGUCCGUGGAGCUGCCGGGGUACGCGCCCUCGGACCCUGACCUCGACGUCUCCUACCCCUACUGCUGCCGGCCUCCCCGCGAGACGGCGCGUCCCUGGGAGCCACGACGCGCCUGCUGAACCCCGACCCCGGACAGACUCGCGGGCGCCUCCCCAGCCACCACCAACGCGAGGGGCGCGGGGCCGGCGGGGCCGAGCCAGGUGUCGCCUCCCCCGGGCUGUGGCCGGCGCCUCCCUCCGAGUACCCCCGCCGCGAGCCCGGCCUCCAGUGUUACCGUUUCUGUGUCUGGGAGGUUUCUCUUCGCCGUGUCUGUCCGUAUCCGGAUUCCAUUUUCAAGUUUACAAUAAAUGUUCGGGGUCAGCUCGCCCCCACCGCACUUCUCUGUGGCAAGUCCCUUCCCUGGGCGAGGCUCCCAGGUCCCCGGUGCGAGCUGGCGGGGGAGGAAGACCCCCCUCGGAGCGGACAGAAGGACAACUUCCGGAACGAAAGACAGGACGCACCGCCGCCGGCAACACUUUGUACACGGAUGUGCCUGCUUUUGUCGAAACUUUCUUACUGUAAAGCUCCAUAAAUGGUGACGAUGUUUGGUAAAUUAAUUGCAAUUUAAAAUUGGUGAGUUCCUUUAUUAAAUUAAUUGCUAUGUCAUUGGAGUUAGAAGAUGUCUUCGCACAGGUCAGUUUGGGGGGCAAUGGCUGAGUUUACCAGACGUCAAUCCCCGCAGCGCUCUCCGCUCCGCUCCGCUCCGGGUGGACU